Loxodonta africana (African savanna elephant) is the source of this 8623-nucleotide messenger RNA. RefSeq names its product acetyl-CoA carboxylase beta (gene ACACB). Gene Ontology annotation, biological process: fatty acid biosynthetic process. NCBI's taxonomy places the organism in Eukaryota, Metazoa, Chordata, Mammalia, Proboscidea, Elephantidae. The record is from RefSeq and is a predicted model, not a curated record. Gene Ontology annotation, molecular function: acetyl-CoA carboxylase activity; metal ion binding; ATP binding. Gene Ontology annotation, cellular component: mitochondrion.
UUAAGGAGAAUGCCCAAGGCCACAGAGCAAGUUAGCCGCUGAGCUGGGACGUGAGCCUGUCUCCAGUCUUUACCCAGGGAUCCUCCCUUCUAGCCUCUCUGCUGAUACCAGAACCUAAUGCCUCUCACCCACCAGCAACUUGAAGAGAGAAAUCACUCCAUUAUAUCGACCCUAAGAUGUUUCUCCUUUCUCCUUACAGAUUUUCUGAAUGGUCCUACUUCUCUUUGUGUCCUGUCUGAUUUUUUCUUGCCUAACCUUCUCCUGAUUAAAAAUCUGGAAGACCAUGAUGGACUCCGACCUAGUCACCAAGAGCAAAUGCAAAGCGAGCCUCAUUCAGAGCCAGGAGCCCUUUCUGGCCUCAGACAGCUCAGGGGAGCCACUGCAGAAAAAUGACGACCACAGCUCACUGCCAAAGACGCCCACAGAGGCCGAGCCAGCCUCUCUUAAAGAACUCAAAGAUACCUCUCAGUGGAGAACUUCCUGGCCACCCCCACACCAGAAACCCCUGAGAAACCCCCCUUCCUCUGAUGACCUGCCGGCCUCCCCAGAUCUCCAAGCCAAUGGGGCAGCGACCACGGCCCCAGAAACCAAUGGCCUGUCCUCCCCAGCCAGGCCUCAGGGCCAGCAAGCCAGGUCCUCCUCCAAAGAAGACAAGAAACAAGCUCAUAUCAAAAGGCAGCUGAUGACCAACUUCAUCCUGGGUUCCUUUGAUGACAACUCCUCUGAUGAAGACCCUGGCACCAGCUUGUUCCGAGAAUCUUCCCGGAAAGGCAGCCGGGCCAGCCUGGGGGCCCUGUCGCUGGACGCUGCUCUGACUGCAGGCGAGCCUGAGAACACUGUCCCCAAUAUGAGGCCAAGCAUGUCGGGGCUCCACCUGGUGAAGAGGGGCCGUGAGCACAAAAAGCUGGAUCUGCAUAGAGACUUUACCGUGGCUUCUCCAGCUGAGUUUGUCACACGCUUUGGAGGAAAUCGGGUCAUCGAGAAGGUCCUCAUUGCCAACAAUGGUAUCGCUGCCGUCAAGUGCAUGCGCUCCAUCCGCAGGUGGGCCUACGAGAUGUUCCGCAAUGAACGGGCCAUCCGCUUCGUGGUCAUGGUGACCCCCGAGGACCUCAAGGCCAAUGCAGAGUACAUCAAGAUGGCAGAUCAGUAUGUCCCUGUCCCAGGUGGGCCCAAUAACAACAACUAUGCCAACGUGGAGCUGAUCCUGGACAUUGCCAAGAGAAUCCCCGUGCAGGCAGUAUGGGCUGGCUGGGGCCAUGCUUCCGAAAACCCCAAACUUCCGGAGCUGCUGCACAAGCAUGGGAUUGCUUUCCUAGGCCCUCCCAGUGAGGCCAUGUGGGCCCUGGGAGAUAAGAUCGCAUCUACCAUCGUGGCCCAGACACUGCAGAUCCCAACCCUGCCCUGGAGUGGAAGUGGUCUGAUGGUGGAGUGGACAGAGGAUGGUCUGCAGCAGGGCAAAAUGAUCAGCGUCCCAGAAGAUGUUUACAACAAAGGUUGUCUGAAAGACGUCGAUGAGGGUUUGGCGGUAGCAGAAAAAGUUGGUUAUCCACUGAUGAUCAAAGCUUCCAAAGGCGGUGGAGGGAAAGGUAUCCGGAAGGCCGAGAGUAUGGAGGACUUCCCAAUUCUUUUUAGACAAGUGCAGACUGAGAUCCCGGGCUCCCCCGUCUUUCUCAUGAAGCUGGCCCAGCAAGCCCGCCACCUGGAGGUCCAGAUUCUCGCCGACCAGUACGGAAACGCUGUGUCUCUGUUUGGCCGUGACUGCUCCAUCCAGCGGCGGCAUCAGAAGAUCAUUGAGGAGGCCCCGGUUACCAUCGCCACACCGGCUGUGUUUGAGGUCAUGGAACAGUGUGCCGUCCGCCUGGCCAAGACCGUAGGUUACGUGAGCGCGGGGACGGUCGAGUACCUCUACAGCCAGGACGGCAGCUUCCACUUCUUGGAGCUGAAUCCCCGCUUGCAGGUAGAACACCCCUGCACAGAAAUGAUCGCUGAUGUCAACCUGCCGGCUGCCCAGCUACAGAUUGCCAUGGGCGUGCCACUGCACCGGCUGAAGGAUAUCCGGCUUUUGUAUGGAGAGUCGCCAUGGGGGGUGACACCCAUUUCUUUUGAGACGCCUAACAACCCUCCCCUGGCCCGAGGCCAUGUCAUUGCUGCCAGAAUCACCAGCGAAAAUCCGGACGAGGGUUUUAAGCCAAGCUCCGGGACGGUCCAGGAACUGAAUUUCCGUAGCAGCAAGAACGUGUGGGGUUACUUCAGCGUGGCUGCUGCUGGUGGCUUACACGAGUUCGCCGACUCCCAGUUUGGGCACUGCUUCUCCUGGGGAGAGAACCGGGAAGAGGCCAUUUCGAACAUGGUGGUGGCUUUGAAGGAACUGUCCAUCCGGGGAGACUUCAGGACCACCGUGGAGUAUCUCAUUAACCUCCUGGAGACUGAGAGCUUCCAGAACAAUGACAUCUACACCGGGUGGUUAGACCAUCUCAUUGCCCAGAAAGUUCAGGCCGAGAAGCCAGAUGUCAUGCUUGGGGUGGUGUGCGGAGCCUUGAACGUCGCAGAUGCCAUGUUCAGAACCUGCAUGACGGAUUUCUUACACUCGCUUGAAAGGGGCCAGGUUCUCCCAGCAGAUUCUCUGCUGAACAUUGUGGAUGUGGAGUUAAUUUAUGGAGGCAUUAAAUAUAUUCUCAAGGUGGCCCGCCAGUCUCUGACCAUGUUCGUGCUCAUCAUGAAUGGCUGUCACAUUGAGAUCGAUGCCCACCGGCUGAACGAUGGCGGGCUGCUGCUGUCUUACAAUGGGAACAGCUACACCACCUACAUGAAAGAAGAGGUGGACAGUUACCGAGUUACCAUCGGCAACAAGACGUGUGUGUUCGAGAAGGAGAAUGACCGGACAGUCCUGAGAUCCCCCUCGGCUGGGAAGCUGAUACAGUACACAGUGAAGGACGGGGGCCAUGUCGAGGCUGGGAGCAGCUACGCUGAGAUUGAGGUGAUGAAGAUGAUCAUGAGCCUGACCGUGCAGGAGAGUGGCCAGGUGAAGUACAUCAAGCGCCCGGGAGCCAUGCUGGAAGCUGGCUGUGUGGUGGCCAGGCUGGAGCUUGAUGACCCUUCCAAAGUGCACCCGGCUGAGCCAUUCACAGGGGAGCUUCCAGCCCAGCCAACUCUGCCCAUCCUUGGAGAGAAACUGCACCAGGUUUUCCACAAUGUCCUGGAAAACUUGACCAAUGUCAUGAGUGGCUAUUGUCUGCCAGAACCUAUUUUCAGCAUCAAGCUGAAGGAGUGGGUGCAGAAGCUCAUGAUGACCCUCCGAAACCCGUCGCUGCCACUGCUGGAGCUCCAGGAGAUCAUGACCAGUGUGUCGGGCCGCAUCCCCGACCCCGUGGAGAAGGCUGUGCGCAGGGUGAUGGCCCAGUACGCCAGCAACAUCACCUCGGUGCUGUGCCAAUUCCCCAGCCAGCAGAUAGCUGCCACCCUAGACUGCCAUGUGGCCACUCUGCAGCGCAAGGCCGACCGCGAGGUCUUCUUCAUGAACACCCAGAGCAUUGUGCAGCUGGUGCAGAGGUACCGCAGCGGGACUCGUGGGUAUAUGAAAAUGGUGGUAUUGGAUCUCCUGCGAAGAUACUUGCAGGUUGAGACCAUUUCCAACAAGGCAAGACGCCCUGGCCUGACACUGCUGAUGAGCCCCCCUGGUGGUAGGGGAGGCCCAGCCUUAUCCCUGUGCCACCUGUUGUCUCCCUCUGUAGACCACUAUGACAAGUGUGUGAUAAACCUCAGGGAGCAGUUCAAGCCGGACAUGUCCCGGGUGCUGGAUUGCAUCUUUUCCCACGCGCAGGUGGCCAAGAAGAACCAGCUGGUGAUCAUGUUGAUUGAUGAACUCUGUAGCCCAGACCCUGCCCUCUCGGACGAGCUGACCUCCAUCUUCGACGAGCUCACUCAGCUGAGCAAAACCGAGCACUGCAAAGUGGCCCUCAGAGCCAGACAGGUCCUGAUUGCUUCCCACCUCCCGUCCUAUGAGCUGAGACACAACCAGGUGGAGUCCAUUUUCCUGUCCGCCAUUGACAUGUACGGCCACCAGUUCUGCCCAGAAAACCUCAAGAAACUAAUACUUUCAGAAACGACCAUCUUUGACGUCCUGCCCACUUUUUUCUAUCACACCAACAAAGUCGUUUGCAUGGCAUCUCUGGAGGUAUAUGUGCGGAGGGGCUACAUUGCCUAUGAGCUGAACAGCCUGCAGCACCGGCAGCUCCCAGAUGGCACCUGUGUGGUGGAGUUCCAGUUCAUGCUGCCCUCCUCCCACCCCAACAGAAUGUCCGUGCCUGUCAGUGUCACCAACCCCGACCUGAUGAGGCACAGCAAGGAGCUCUUCAUGGACAGUGGCUUCUCCCCACUCUGCCAGCGGAUGGGAGCCAUGGUCGCCUUCCAGAGAUUCGAGGAUUUCAUCAGGAACUUUGAUGAAGUGAUCUCCUGCUUUGCCAACGUCCCCAAGGACAUCCCCCUCUUCAGCAAGGCCCAAGCCUCCCUUUACUCGGAGGAUGAUGGCAAGAGCAUCAGGGAAGAGCCGAUCCACAUCCUGAACGUGGCCCUCCAGUCAGCAGACCACCUGGAGGACGAGGAGUUGGUGAUGACCUUCCAGACGUUUGUGCAGUCCAAGAGAAAUAGCCUUGUGGGUUGUGGACUCCGAAGAAUCACAUUCCUGAUUGCCCAAAAGAAAGAAUUUCCCAAGUUUUUCACAUUCAGAGCAAGACACAAGUUUGCAGAAGACCGCAUUUACCGUCACCUGGAGCCCGCACUGGCCUUCCAGCUGGAGCUCAGCCGGAUGCGAAACUUCGACCUGACUGCUGUGCCCUCUGCCAACCACAAGAUGCACCUUUACCUGGGCUCAGCCAAGGUGAAAGAAGGUGCAGAAGUGACGGACCACAGGUUCUUCAUCCGGGCCAUCAUCAGGCACUCGGACCUGAUUACAAAGGAAGCAUCCUUCGAGUACCUGCAGAAUGAGGGUGAGCGGCUGCUCCUGGAAGCCAUGGACGAGCUGGAGGUGGCGUUCAACAACACCAGUGUGCGCACUGACUGCAACCAUAUCUUCCUCAACUUCGUGCCCACUGUCAUCAUGGACCCCUACAAGAUUGAGGAGUCAGUGCGCUCCAUGGUCAUGCGCUAUGGCAGCCGCUUGUGGAAACUCCGUGUGCUCCAGGCUGAGGUCAAAAUCAACAUCCGCCAGACCACCACCAGCGCGGCCUUUCCCAUCCGCCUAUUCAUCACCAACGAGUCAGGCUAUUACCUGGACAUCAGCCUCUACCGAGAAGUGAAUGACCCCAGAUGUGGACACAUCAUGUUUCAUUCUUUCGGCCACAAACAAGGGCCCCAGCACGGGAUGCUGAUCAACACACCCUACGUCACCAAGGAUCUGCUGCAGGCCAAACGGUUCCAGGCCCAGUCCCUAGGAACCACUUAUGUGUACGACUUUCCGGAAGUGUUCAGGCAGGCGCUCUUUAAACUCUGGGGUUCCCCGGAGAUGUACCCCAAAGACAUCCUGACGUACACUGAGUUGGUGCUGGACUCGCAGGGCCAUCUGGUAGAGAUGAACCGACUUCCGGGAGGAAAUGAGGUGGGCAUGGUGGCCUUCAAAAUGCGAUUUAAGACCCGAGAGUAUCCGGAAGGGCGGGAUGUGAUUGUCAUUGGCAAUGACAUCACAUUCCACGCUGGGUCCUUUGGCCCCAGGGAAGACCUUCUGUAUCUGCGGGCAUCCGAGAUGGCCCGGGCAGAGGGCAUCCCCAAAAUCUACCUCGCAGCCAACAGUGGGGCCCGCAUUGGCCUCGCAGAGGAGAUCAAGCACAUGUUCCAGGUGGCUUGGGUGGACCCUGAAGACCCGCACAAAGGAUUUAAAUACCUGUACCUGACCCCACAAGACUACACCAAGAUCAGCCCCCUGAACUCCAUCCACUGUAAACACAUUGAGGAAGGAGGAGAAUCCAGGUACGUGGUCACGGACAUCAUUGGGAAGGAUGAAAGCCUGGGUAUGGAGAAUCUCAAGGUCUCGGGCACCAUUGCUGGGGAGUCCUCUCAGGCCUACGAUGAGAUCAUCACCAUCAGCUUGGUCACCUGCCGAGCCAUGGGCAUCGGGGCCUACUUGGUGAGGCUGGGCCAGCGGGUGAUCCAGGUGGAAAACUCCCACAUCAUCCUGACAGGAAUAGGGGCUCUCAACAAGGUCCUGGGAAGAGAAGUUUACACAUCCAACAACCAACUUGGUGGUGUGCAGAUCAUGUAUUACAAUGGCGUCUCCCAUAUCACUGUGCCUGAUGAUUUUGAGGGGGUUUAUACUAUCCUGGAGUGGCUGUCCUAUAUGCCAAAGGAUAAUCACAGUCCAGUCCCUAUCAUCACUCCCACUGACCCCAUUGACAGAGAAAUUGAGUUCUACCCGUCCAGAGCUCCUUACGACCCCCGGUGGAUGCUUGCAGGAAGGCCUCACCCAACUCAGAAGGGGGCCUGGCAGAGUGGAUUCUUCGACCAGGGCAGUUUCAGGGAGAUCCUGGCACCCUGGGCCCAGACUGUGGUGACGGGACGAGCAAGGCUGGGGGGCAUCCCUGUUGGAGUGAUCGCUGUGGAGACGCGGACUGUGGAGGUGGUGGUCCCUGCAGACCCCGCCAACCUGGACUCCGAGGCCAAGAUCAUCCAGCAGGCAGGCCAGGUGUGGUUACCAGACUCAGCCUAUAAGACGGCCCAGGUCAUCAAGGAUUUCAACCGGGAGAAGCUUCCCCUGAUGAUCUUUGCUAACUGGAGGGGGUUCUCUGGUGGCAUGAAAGACAUGUACGACCAGGUGCUGAAGUUUGGGGCAUACAUUGUGGACAGCCUCAGGCAAUACAAACAGCCUGUCCUGAUCUACAUCCCACCUUACGCGGAGCUCCGGGGAGGCUCCUGGGUCGUGGUGGACUCCACCAUCAACCCCCUGUGCAUAGAAAUGUAUGCCGACAAAGAGAGCAGGGCAGGUAUUCUGGAGCCAGAGGGAACCGUGGCAAUUAAGUUCCGAAAUAAAGAACUGAUAAAGGCCAUGAGAAGGAUGGACCUGACUUGCAAGAAGCUCAUUGAACAGCUAGGCAAGUCUGAUCUCUCCGACAAGGAGCGGCAGGACCUAGAGAGCCAGCUGAAGGCCCGGGAGGAACUGCUGCUUCCCAUCUACCGCCAGGUGGCGGUGCAGUUCGCCGACCUGCAUGACACACCGGGUGUGAUGCUGGAGAAGGGAAUCAUCUUGGACAUCCUGGAGUGGAAGACGGUGCGGGAGUUCCUGUACUGGCGCCUGCGCCGCCUGCUGCUGGAGGACCAGGUCAAGCAGGAGAUCCUUCAGGCCAGCGGGGAGCUGAGCCACGUGCACGCACAGUCCAUGCUGCGCCGCUGGUUCAUGGAGACUGAGGGGGCCGUCAAGGCCUACCUGUGGGACAACAACCAGGUGGUGGUGCGGUGGCUGGAGCAGCACUGGCAGGUGGGGGACGGUCUGCAGUCCACCAUCCGCGAAAACAUCAAGUACCUCAAGCGCGACUUUGUCCUCAAGACCAUCCGAAGCCUGGUCCAGGAGAACCCUGAGGUGGCCGUGGACUGCGUGAUCCAGUUGAGCCAGCACAUCAGCCCAGCCCAGCGGGCCCAGGUUGCCUACCUCCUGUCCACCAUGGAGAGCCCAGCCUCCACCUGACCCAGCCCUGCCACUCACAGGACCAUGGACCCGAGAGACCACACCGCCUGCGCUUCCACCGCAACCCCACACUGAGGACCAGGGGCUGCCUCUCUCCAUCCUGGGCGUUUCUGUGGGGCUGCUGCUCACUGCUGUCUCAGUCAAAAGCUCAGGGGUGCCCCUUCCAAGCAGAAACAGCCUCCUGUCCCUUGUUGGGAAGUUUGCUUUGUUUUGUCUUGUCUCCUGAGAUAACAGUUUGCUGCAUCAUUGAGUUGAACCAACACCAUCCCCCGCCCCGUUUCCUUUUGUUUCUUCUUGUCUGGUGUGCGGGAUCCAGGUGUUCUCUAGGCCUGGUUUCUAUCAGAUCAUGGAAUCCUUUAUUUUUUUACUCUGUGGCCAGCUCUUGAUUUAAGGAUCUUAUAUAUUUCGAUAUGCCAAACAGACCAAGGAACGAAAAAUCUGGACAACAGAAGACCUAUUUUUGUAAUGAUGCUGACUCAGGCGCUGUCUAGUUGCCCAGGAAAAGGUACAGAUUAUUAUUAUUAUUUUUUUAAUUAACUUUUAUUGAGCUUCAAGUGAAUGUUUACAAAUCAAGUCAGACUGUCACAUAUAAGUUUAUAUACACCUUACUCCGUACUCCCACUUGCUCUCCCCCUAAUGAGUCAGCCCUUCCAGUCUCUCCUUUCGUGACAAUUUUGCCAGCUUCCAACUGUCUCUAUCCUCCCAUCGCCCCUCCAGACAGGAGAUGCCAACACAGUCUGAAGUGACCACUUGAUAUAAUUAGCUCACUCUUCAUCUUCAUCAGCAUCUCUCACCUACCCACUGUCCAGUCCCUUCCAUGUCUGAUGAGUUGUCUUCGGGAAUGGUUCCUGUCCUGUGCCAACAGAAGGUUCGGGGACCAUGACCGCCGGGAUUCCUCUAGCCUCAGUCAGACCAUUAAGUAUGGUCUUUUUAUGCGAAUUUGGGGUCUGCAUA